AUGGAUGUCAAUGAUGACGACGUAGAAAUUAUGUCCCAUGCCUUUGCAUUGGCCGAACAAGCAUAUGAAAAUCUCGAGGUCCCUAUUGGGUGUGUUAUAGUAUGUCCUGUAGCCAAAUUUCCUUCCUUAUUACCGUCCAACGGAAGGACCUUGGAGGCAGUAUGCAAAAACACCCUUCUUAUCAUUGGAGCAGGCAGAAACAACACCAUGGCAUCAUGUAACGCCACUCGCCAUGCAGAAAUUGAGGCUAUUGAUCAAAUUACAAAAAGCUUCUGUGACACCAUACCGUGGCACCAAUGCUCUCUAUAUGUGACCGUUGAGCCUUGUAUUAUGUGCAUUGCUGCAUUGACCGAUUUGGGUAAAUUUUGCCGACCUAACUCUUUAUGCUUAGGGAUUAAAGAAAUCAUAUUUGGAUGCCAUAAUGACCGAUUUGGAGGGUGUGGUUCUGCCAUGAAGCUACCAUCGAGUUAUUCGGACAACCCCCCAAUUACCAUCAGACACGGGGUCUCAGCAAAGGAAGCCAUAACACUUCUUCGCCGAUUCUACAUCAGGGAAAACAAAAGCGCCCCGAAACCAAGAAAAAAAGACAAUAGAACACUUAAGGACUGCUUCUAA
Mitosporidium daphniae is the source of this 615-nucleotide messenger RNA. RefSeq lists its product as uncharacterized. The transcript has a single exon. Gene Ontology annotation, biological process: tRNA wobble adenosine to inosine editing. Bases 1 to 615 code for a protein of 204 amino acids. The record is from RefSeq and is a predicted model, not a curated record. Gene Ontology annotation, cellular component: cytoplasm; nucleus. Gene Ontology annotation, molecular function: zinc ion binding; tRNA-specific adenosine-34 deaminase activity. NCBI's taxonomy places the organism in Eukaryota, Fungi, Microsporidia.